Closterium sp. Naga37s-1 is the source of this 3051-nucleotide messenger RNA. The record is from the annotation of a GenBank genome assembly. NCBI's taxonomy places the organism in Eukaryota, Viridiplantae, Streptophyta, Zygnematophyceae, Desmidiales, Closteriaceae.
AUGGGCCAGGCCACGGACACAGCUACCCUACCCACACCGGACGCCAGCCAUGUCACCUCCAACGGGCUUCUCGCCGGCAACCACGUGGCCGAAAAGUCCAACGGAACUGCCGCAGAGGCGAAGGCGGUGGCGCAUCACGAGUUCCCGGAGCACCUGACGGUGCACGAGGCGCUGGAGCAGGUGAACGAGAGGGUGGCGGAGGACGACGUGCUGGUGGAGGACGAGGAGCUGCUCGUCAACUCGCUGCUCGCCAUCCUCAAGGACCUCGAGGGCCACGAGCUCGCGCAGGCGGUGGAGACGUGCUACGGGCUGUCGGCGGCGUACAACAAGAGCAACAACCCGGCGGACCUCGCGAAGCUGCAGGAGGUGAUCGAGUCGCUCGACCCCGCCGAGUCCAUCCUCUGCGCCUCCGCCUUCUCGCACAUGCUCACUCUCGGCAACAUCGCUGAGGAAGUUCAGAUGGCUCGCCGAAAGACUCUCAAGUCGCAGCGCCAUGGCGCGAUCGAGGACGAGGGCAGCUCGCUUACCGAGUCAUCUCUUGUCGAGACAUUUGACAAGCUGCGCAAGGCGGGGAAGAGCCCGGAGGAGAUUUACGAGGCGCUGUGCAAGCAGCGCGUGGAUCUGGUGCUCACGGCGCAUCCCACGCAGUCCAUCCGACGGUCGCUGCUGCAGAAGCACUCGCGGAUUCGCACCCUGCUGGGCCAGCUGCACGAGCAGAAGGUCACGGCCGAGCGAAAGCUCGAGCUCACGGAGGCUAUCAAACGCGAGAUCCAGGCAGCGUGGCGGACGGACGAGAUUCGGCGGUCGCAGCCGACCCCGCAGGACGAGAUGCGGGGCGGCAUGAGCUACAUGCACGAGACCAUCUGGACGGGAGUCCCGCGCUUCCUGCGCCGCGUCGACACCGCGCUGCGCCACCUCGGCGUGCCGCACCGCCUGCCUUAUCGCCUCCCCAUCAUCGCCUUCUCCUCCUGGAUGGGCGGCGACCGCGACGGAAAUCCCCGCGUGACUUCUGAAGUCACCAAGGACGUCGUCUACCUGUCCCGCUUGAUGGUCACCAACCUGUACAUUUCUCAAAUAGAAAGCCUUAUGUUCGAUCUGUCCAUGUGGAGAGCUAGUGACGAGCUUAAGGAACGGGCGGCAGCUGUGCGAUCCGGGGCCAAGCGCCACACCAACCACUAUAUUGAGUUCUGGCGCGGCAUCCCUGACAACGAGCCGUACCGAGUGGUCCUCGGGGAGGUGCGCGACAAGCUCUGGAACACGCGCGACCACAUCCAGCAGAUCAUAGCCAAGGGCCGGUCAGACUAUAACGAGGAUGACAUCUACACCACAUCGGAGCAGCUCAUGGAGCCCCUAGAGCUUUGCUACAAGUCCUUAUCAGCCGUGGGCGACCAGCCUGUAGCAGAUGGCGCUCUGCUGGACGCCCUGCGGCAGGUAGCGUGCUUCGGGCUGUCACUGGUGCGGCUGGACAUCCGGCAGGAGGGAGCGCGGCACUCAGACGCCAUGAACGCCAUCACGGAGCACCUGGGUCAAGGCACCUACCACGACUGGCCGGAGCAGCAGCGCAUUGACUGGCUCACCCAGGAACUGCAGAGCCGCCGCCCGCUCUUCGGGGAGGAGCUGCUCGACACCGCGAGUGACGAGGUGCGUGAGGUGCUGCGCACGUUCCGCCAGCUGGCGGCGCUGCCGAGGGACUCGCUGGGCGCGUACGUGAUCUCCAUGGCGACCAGCGCCUCGCACGUGCUCGAGGUGCAGCUGCUGCAGCGCGCCGCGGGCGUGAAGAAGCCGCUGCGCGUGGUGCCGCUGUUUGAGCGCCUGGACGACCUCACCAACGCGCCCGCCGUGCUGCAGCAGCUGUUCUCGCUGCCGCUGUACCGCGCGUCGCUGGAGGGCGGCGUGCAGGAGGUGAUGAUCGGCUACUCCGACUCGGGCAAGGACGCCGGCCGCCUCGGCGCCGCCUGGGCGCUCUACAAGGCGCAGGCCAGCGUCGUGGAGGUGGCACAGCAGCACGGCGUGCACCUCUGCAUCUUCCACGGCCGUGGGGGCACGGUGGGGCGUGGGGGCGGGCCGACGCAUCUGGCGAUUCUGUCGCAGCCGCCGGGCACGGUGAACGGGCGGCUGCGAGUGACAGUGCAGGGCGAGGUGAUCGAGCAGUCGUUCGGCGAGGAACACCUCUGCUUCCGCACGCUGCAGCGCUUCACCGCCGCCACCCUCGACCACACCUUGAACCCGCCCCGCGCCGCGCUUCCGCAGUGGCAGGCCAUGAUGGAGCGCAUGGCACCGCUCUCCACCGAGGAGUACCGCUCUGUGGUGUUCCAGAACCCGCGGUUUGUGGAGCUGUUCCGCGCGGUGACCCCCGAGACGGAGUUCGCGCGCAUGAACAUCGGCAGCCGCCCGGCCAAGCGCAAGGCGGGCGGCGGAGUGGAGACGCUGCGAGCCAUCCCGUGGAUCUUCGCUUGGACUCAGACGCGCUUCCACCUGCCCGUGUGGCUCGGCCUGGGCGCAGCGCUGCGCGGGGUAGUCGAAGAGGACCCACUCGCACUGGACGAGCUACAGAGCAUGUACCAGCAGUGGCCUUUCUUCCGUGUCACCCUCGACCUCCUUGAGAUGGUGUUUGCCAAGGGUGACCCACGUGUGGCCCGGCUGUACCAGCACGUGCUGGCGCCGCCUGAUUUGCAUGAGAUGGGGGAGCUGCUGCUGAACAAGUACGAGGAGAGCAAGAACUUCGUGUUGCUGAUCUGUGGUCACCUGGUCCCCCUGGAGAGCAAUCCCACGCUCCGCCAGCGCCUGUUGGUGCGAGAGCCCUACAUCACGCCUCUCAACGUCAUGCAAGUGCUCACACUCAAGCGCAUGCGUGCCGCCGCCGCCGCCGCCGCUGCUGAGCCUAAGGGAGAAACCGAGAGCGGUGGGUCAAGACUGAAGAAACACUUGACUCCUAGCCGGGGUGCGGAGGUCGUUUCUCUCAACCCUUCCAGUGUGUAUGCUCCCGGGCUGGAAGACACGUUGAUUCUCACCAUGAAGGGCAUUGCUGCAGGCAUGCAGAAUACUGGGUAG